GAUACACCUUUUUCUCAUUUCUCAUAUUCAAAUAAUAGGAGAGGGAAAGACAACCUGGAGGAUGAAAAGAACUUACUGAUCCUUGAACCCAAAGAUUCAACAUUACCUAACUCUGUCACACUUGUUUUUUAAGCAAUAAUUCACACCCAAAGCUCCCACUCCCACCCCAUCAUUCUCUCUUUCUCCACUUUCCCUCAAUUCCAAUUGUAAUAUCAAUGAAUUUCUCAAACCAGUAGCUUGGCUAUCUGUGAGCUCCACCCAUAUCAAAUGGAGCAUCAGAUAAGUUCACUGCAAACAACAAUUAGAAUGAGAAGCACUGCAUUGCUAGAAACUUCAUGUGGAUAUUUACUUCAGGAAUUGCAGAUGAUAUGGGAUGAAGUUGGAGAAGAUCAAUUUGAAAGAGAGAAGGUUCUGCUAGAUUUAGAACAGGAGUGUCUAGAGGUUUACAGGAGAAAAGUUGACACUGCAAAUAUAUCAAGAGCUCACCUGCAUCAGGAGUUGGCAGAAGCUGAGGCUGAAUUUACCCAUCUUCUUUUGUCCCUUGGUGAACGAUCUCUCCCUGGACGGCCAGAAAAGAUGACAGGAACAUUGAAAGAGCAGCUAGACUCAAUCACACCAGCUUUGCGGGAGAUGCGGUUAAGAAAAGAAGAGAGGAUGAACCAAUUCCAAGCUGUGCAAGGACAAAUUCAGAAAAUUUCUGCAGAAAUAGCAGGUCAAUCAGAGUACGAUAAUUCAUCAUCAACUGUCAUAGUGAACGAGAAUGAUCUUUCUUUGAAGAAACUUGAGGAGUAUCAGAUUGAACUACAAAGACUCCGUAAUGAGAAGAAUGAAAGGCUCCAAAGAGUAGAAAAAUACAUAGGCAAAAUCCACAACCUGACUGCAAUACUGGGGAUGGAUUCCUCAAUGAUCAUAACCAAAGUUCAUCCAAGCCUGAACGAAUUGAGUGGAAUGUCAAAAAAUAUAAGCGACAGUAUUUUGGCUAAACUCAAAAGCACAGUGGAGUCUCUGGAGGAAGAAAAGCAAAAGCGGCUUGAGAAGCUACGCCAACUUGGUAGAGCAUUGAAAAACUUGUGGAAUCUCAUGGACACACCCUCCAGAGAGCGUCAUUCAUUCUACCAUGUUACUGAUUUAUUAUUAGUCUCGUCUGAAGUAUCAGAUCCAGGAAGCCUCACUCCUAGUAUAAUUCAGCAGGCUGAAGCUGAAGUCAAGAGACUGGAUCAGUUAAAAUCAAGUAAGAUGAAAGAGUUAUUCCACAAGAAACAAAAUGAGCUGGAGGAGAUAUGCAAUAAAUCACACAUGGAGAUUCCUUCACAAUCAGAGAUGGAUAACAUAACAAACCUCAUAAAAACUGGAGAGAUUGACCAUGCUGAUCUCCUCAUGAGCAUGGAUGAACAGAUAUCAAGAGCAAAAGAAGAAGCUUCUAGCAGGAAGGCUAUAAUGGAGAAGGUAGAAAAGUGGAUGUUGGCACGUGAUGAGGAGCGCUGGCUGGAAGAAUAUAACAGGGAUGAGAAUCGAUACUCAGUCAGCAGAGGUGCCCACAAGAACCUCAGACGUGCAGAACGUGCCAGAAUAACAGUCAACAAAAUCCCAGCUUUGGUAGAUUUGCUAACAGUAAAGACUAAGAGCUGGGAAGAAGAAAGAAAGAAAGUUUUCUUGUAUGAUGAGGUACCUCUCCUGGCAAUGUUAGAAGAGUAUAACAUGUUCAGGCUGGAAAAAGAAGAGGAGAAGCAAAGACAAAGGGAAAAUAAGAAGGUACAAAGCCAAGUAGUAGUUGAGCAAGAGAAUUUGUUUGUGUCCAGGCCAGGUACCAGCAGCCGACGUCUUUCAAAUGGGAGCCUGAACGGAGGAUUUACUAAUGCUGUGCCUUUAAACAGAAGGGUUUCUCUGGGCAUUCAACACUUGGGAUCAAAUAGCAUUAAUUCAGCAACACAAGGCAUAUCGUUCAUAAAAGAAGGAAGGAAAGUACAAGGUGAAAAGAUGUUUGCUCGACCAAGCCUUGCUCAUCUUAGAGAUGAAACAGCUUCAGUGGUGUCAACCUUUUCAGGCCCAUUAUCUCCUUGAAUUUUGAGUCAGAUCUGUAGACCUUCAUGCGUGAUGAGGUAGACGAGAUUUGAAAAAGUUUCUUUUCUGAAAAAAAUAACAAAUCCUGCAGACAAUUAAUCCAAAAUAUUGCCAUGUAUUUUAUCUAUUUUUCUGAACUAUCUGCCCUGUCUAGGAGUUCAAGACAAAAGGUGAUUCUAAGGGCUAAUGUAAUAAGUUUUAGGGCCAUUUUAUUCUCACUUCAAGUACAACUGAUGUACAUUUUGCAGUUAGAUGUAUCAAUAAAAUUUGUGUUUAAAAUUAUAAUAAAA
Messenger RNA from Quercus lobata, 2351 nucleotides. RefSeq names its product 65-kDa microtubule-associated protein 8-like. NCBI's taxonomy places the organism in Eukaryota, Viridiplantae, Streptophyta, Magnoliopsida, Fagales, Fagaceae. Gene Ontology annotation, biological process: microtubule cytoskeleton organization. The record is from RefSeq and is a predicted model, not a curated record. The coding region runs from base 268 to 2061 and encodes 597 amino acids. Gene Ontology annotation, cellular component: spindle; cytoplasm. Gene Ontology annotation, molecular function: microtubule binding. The transcript has 11 exons.